ACCCCACUCCCGUCGCCGCCCAUACCUUCUUCCCCCAUCUCUUCUCUCCCCAUCCAUAUCCCCCCAUUCAAACCCCUUCUCCCCCCCCCAUCCAUCCAACCCAUCGAUCGAACGAUCUAAAAGAGAAAGAGGAGCAUCGAAUAGAAAUCGAUGGGUUUCGAGAGCACGAAUAACGACGAGGCGAGCUCGUCCUCCUACGGCCUGGUGGACCCAACGAGCCCCCUCCUACCCCCGCACCCCUCCGCCGCCCGCCUCUCCUCCCAGCCCAAGACCUUCGCGAACGUCUUCAUCGCGAUCGUCGGCUCCGGCGUCCUCGGCCUCCCCUACACCUUUAUGCGCACCGGUUGGGCCGCCGGCGCCCUCCUCCUCGCCGCCGUCGCCGCCCUCACCUUCCACUGCAUGCUCCUCCUCGUCCGCACCCGCCGCCGCCUCGACCUCGACGAUGGCUUCUCCAAGAUCGCCUCCUUCGGCGACCUCGGCCUCGCCGUCGCCGGCCCCUCCGGCCGCGCCGUCGUCGACGCCAUGAUCGUCCUCAGCCAGGCCGGCUUCUGCGUCGGCUACCUCAUCUUCAUCUCCAACACCCUCGCCUACCUCUUCCACCUCCCCUCCAAUCCCUCCCCUUUCCUCGCCCCCAAAGCCCUCUACAUCUGGGCCAUGCUCCCCUUCCAGCUCGGCCUCAACUCCAUCAAAACCCUAACCCUCCUCGCCCCCCUCAGCAUUUUCGCCGACGUCGUCGACCUCGGCGCCAUGGCCGUCGUCCUCGGCGAGGACCUCGCCGUCUUCCUCUCCCACCCCCCGCCUCUCCGCGCCUUCGCCGGUCCCUCCGUCCUCCUCUACGGCGUCGGCGUCGCCGUCUACGCCUUCGAGGGCAUCGGCAUGGUCCUUCCCCUGGAGGCCGAGGCCGCCGACAAGGCCAAAUUCGGGAGGACCUUGGGGCUCUCCAUGUUCUUGAUCGCCCUCAUCUACGGCCUCUUCGGCGUCCUCGGCUACUUGGCCUUCGGCGACGACACCCGCGAUAUCAUCACCACCAACCUGGGCACCGGCGUGGUCACCGUGCUGGUCCAGCUGGGGCUCUGCAUCAACCUCUUCUUCACGUUUCCGGUGAUGAUGAAUCCUGUGUACGAGGUGGUGGAGCGGUGGUUCUGCGGGAAGCGGUACUGCUUCUGGCUGCGGUGGUUGCUGGUGGCGGCGGUGAGCAUGUCGGCGAUGCUGGUGCCCAACUUCGCCGACUUCCUCUCGCUGGUGGGGAGCAGCGUGUGCGUCGUGCUGGGCUUCGUGCUGCCCGCGGCCUUCCACCUGAAGGUGUUCGGAAUGGAGCUGGGGUGGUGCGCGGUGGCCGCCGACGUGGGGAUCGUGCUGCUGGGCGUGGCGCUGGCGGUGGCCGGAACCGUGUCGUCUCUCCAGCAGAUCUUAACCUCAAAGGAGGUGUCAUGAAUAAUUUCUCCCACAAUUUAUAUGAUUCAUGAAUCAAAAAAAAAGUUUUGAUUCGUAUUAAAUGAACCUGGAAUUUAUUGUGUUGUGUUGUAAUUGUUACUUCGGAAACACGAAGUAUUGUUGGUUGGGCUGGGGUGGUUGGAAGUAUCAAUUUUUGUUUCCUAUCAGAAGAUUAUACGAUCCAAUUGGAUCUUGGUUUGGUUGAUUGGUUGGUGAUGCAAGGUGUCUCAAAUCUAGUAGUUGGAAAGAUCUUUUUAUGAUAUUUUGUAAUAAUCUGCCAUAAGAAUGGUGGCUUCUAAGAUACUUGGAAGUCUGCCGUUAAAGUGGUGUUAUAUUUUUCUUGCUAAUAUUUUACCAUUUGUCUAGGAUAUCCAGUAAUGAUGUUUUCAUGAAGGGUUGUCA
This is a messenger RNA of Elaeis guineensis (African oil palm), 1836 nucleotides long. Its product is annotated as amino acid transporter AVT3B. The record is from RefSeq and is a predicted model, not a curated record. Gene Ontology annotation, molecular function: L-amino acid transmembrane transporter activity. Gene Ontology annotation, cellular component: vacuolar membrane. Gene Ontology annotation, biological process: amino acid transmembrane transport. Lineage: Eukaryota; Viridiplantae; Streptophyta; Magnoliopsida; Arecales; Arecaceae.